Plasmodium gonderi is the source of this 4008-nucleotide messenger RNA. Its product is annotated as tryptophan-rich antigen. The transcript has 2 exons. The record is from RefSeq and is a predicted model, not a curated record. Lineage: Eukaryota; Apicomplexa; Aconoidasida; Haemosporida; Plasmodiidae. Bases 1 to 4008 code for a protein of 1335 amino acids.
AUGAAAGAGCAUAAAGCAAAAUCAUCCCAUCGUUCAAGUAUAACAAAAAAAUAUAAGGACAAUGAGUUAAAUAAUACAAGAAGAAAACGAGUUUCAUCAUGUGUUUACAUGAUAUUAUUCUUUUUGUCAUAUGUGGUUCUUCCUCUAACUAAAUGUAGUGAAUAUUCUCAAAAACAUAGGAGAAGCAAUAACAACCAUGGUAGAGUUAAAGUAGAAGAACUGAAAGAAGAUUCUCAAGAAUUAGUAGAAAUAGCAAGACAUAGAGAUAAUAGCGCAUGGCGUUUAUUUGUGAAUCAGUUUGAGCAAGACUGGCACACUUUUAAUAAUGACUUGGCAAACAAAAGAGAUCAAUGGUUUCAGGAAAAAAAUCUCGAAUCAGAAAAAUUGAGUAAAUCAAUGGAAGAUGAAAAAAAUAAAUGGUUUCGAGCAAAAGAUAGAGAAUUACAAAUUUUGAAGAAAGCUUUAGAAUACAAAUUUAAUCGUUCCUAUAAUAAUGGGAAUAGAUCAAGUGAUAACAGUGAUAUUAUGAAAACAACAUUAGAGCCAAGUGAAGUAAAAGAAGCUGAUGAUGAUUACGAUGAUGUUAAAGAUACUCGGGGACAUGAAACUAUAAAAUUGAAAAGUGGAAAAGUGAUGGAAAAACGUACAAUAGAAUAUGGAAAAAAGUCACAAAAGGUAUCUCCAACACAGAGAAACAUGUAUGUAAAAGAGAAUUUUCAAGACAAAGGAGAUUUAAUCAAAAAUGAAGAGAUGAAAAAGGGUCAAAUGAAAAGAGGUGAAAUGCAAGAGGAAGAAAUGAUAGAAGAAGAAAAUGAAAUGGAUAGAAUGAGAAAAGAUGAAAUAAAAGAUGAAGAUAUAGAACGGGGGAAAAACAAAAAUAAGGAAAGGAGUGUAGAACUUUACUAUUAUGGUAAAAAUAAUAAUGUAGACCAUGAAUAUCAUUCGGAUGAUGAUUCCCACUACACAAGUAAAAAGAUGGAACAGCAGAAAAGUACUUCCAACAAAAGUGAUAAAUAUUCAACAGUAGAUUAUAAAAAAUCUCAACAAUCUAAAAAGUUACAAAAUGAAGAAAAAAUGGAAAAAUCUUACGGAAGUGGAUUUUUAAAUAAAUCAGCAAAAGAUGAAGAAAAAUCCAAAGCUACUACAGCAGGAAAAUAUAAAGCACAUAAUCAAUUUGACAAAAACCAGGAACGUAAACAAACUACUCCAACUAAAAUGGAUCCAGAUAAAAAAACUAAUUUAGAAAUUCUUAGAAGAUCACAAAGAAACGCUGAUCAAAAUAAAAGAAAAAUGGAUGUGAGUAUAAAUAAGAAAAUGGACGAGUGGAAAAAAGAAUUGAGUGAAGACGAUCAACAAUCAGAAAAAGAAAAAGAAAAGGAAAAAGAAAAGGAAAAGGAAAAGGAAAAGGAAAAAGAAAAGGAAAAGGAAAAGGAGAAAGAAAAGGAAAAGGAAAAGGAAAAAGAAAAAUCGAACAAAACUCCCAAUUACACUGUUUCCAAUAAAUCUUUUGAAAAUGAUAAUAAACCAUAUGACCCAUUUCAAUACAAGCGAAAGAGAUUUAGUGAUUGGAGUGUUGCAUUAAGAGAACAAUCGAGGAAAGGUUAUCAAUCAUCCAUUCAAGGUGUUCCAAGUGACUCGGAUAAAGAAGAUGAUAAAGAAAAAAAGAAGAAAUUUGAAGAUCCAAAAAAUAAUUUCAAAGUUUCCGUAAAAGAUGAGAAAAAGAAAGAUAAUAAAAAAUUGGAAAGCAAACCAUUUGGACAUGAUGAAAAAAAGAACAAAGCACCUGAAGCUGAAGAAAAUAAAUAUACUGGUUAUAACGUUUCCGUAAAAGAAGAAACAAAAGAGGAUGAGGACAAAUUGAAAAAAGAAAAAAUUGAUGAUUCGAAAAAAAAUGAAAAGAUAACUGAAGUUUCAAAUAGUGAAACUAGCGAAUUUAAAUAUACCAUUAAAGAAGAACCACAGAAAGAUGAACCUGAGUUAAAAGGAGAUUCAAUUGAAGAUGCCGAAAAAGGUGAGAAGGCAACAGAAAAUUCAGAGAGUGCAUUUGGUGCUGAAUGGAAGAGUUUCAUUAAAGGAGAAACAAAGAAAAAUGAAGAAAAAACAGAAGUUCUAUCAUCCAUAGGUGGAGAAAAAACCGAAAGCCAAAUAUUGGAAAGUGAAGAAGAAACCGAAAGUCCAACGUUAGAGGCUGGAGAAAAAACAGAAAGUCCAACGUUAGAGGUUGGCGAAAAAACAGAAAGUCCAACGUUAGAAGAUGGUGAAAAAUCAAAAAUCUCAACGUUAGAAGAUGGUGAAAAAGCAAAAAGCCCAACGUUAGAAGCUGGCGAAAAAACUGAGCUUCCAACGUUAGAAGUUGGAGAAAAAAUCGAAAGCCCAACUUUAGAAGCUGGCGAAAAAACGGAAAGCCAAUCAUUGGAACAUGACGAAGCAAAGGUGGAAACGGGUUCGAAGUUCUCUGAAAAAAAUAUUUCAGUUGGAGUAUAUAAAUUAAGUAAUUCCAAAGAAUCAUUAAAAGAAGAAGAAAAAAUGAAAGAAGAAAAGGAACAAGAUUAUAAUGAAGAAGGAGAAGGUAGCAUGAAAGAAGAUGAUGAAGGAGAAAAAGAAGGAGGAGAAAAAGAAGAAGGAGAAAAAGAAGGAGAAAAAGAAGAAGGAGAAAAAGAAGAAGGAGAAAAAGAAGAAGAAGUAGAAGGAGAAGAAGGAGAAAAAGAAGAAGAAGUAGAAGGAGAAGAAGGAGAAAAAGAAGAAGAAGUAGAAGGAGAAGAAGGAGAAAAAGAAGAAGAAAAAGAAGAAGAACUAGAAGUAGAAGGAGAAGAAGGAGAAAAAGAAGAAGGAGAAAAAGAAGAAGGAGAAAAAGAAGAAGGAGAAAAAGAAGAAGGAGAAAAAGAAGAAGGAGAAAAAGAAGAAGGAGAAAAAGAAGAAGUAGAAGGAGAAGAAGGAAAGAGUCAUGAUUAUAAGGAUGGAGAAGGUAUAAAACGAGACAGCAAAGACAGGUUACAUGAUUUUAAUAAAGAAAAUGACAUGGAAGAAGAAGGCCGUGAGGAGGGUAAACCUAUUGAAUAUGAUGAAAAUGGCAUGCCCAAAUUAGAAUUGAAUGAUGAGGCUUCAAAAAAGCAUACAGAAAAAGAAAUGCCAAAAGCAUCAUCCGAUGAAUUAAAUAAAAUAGAAAGAAAAAAACUUAUACUAACAGAUUACAAAGAAUGGCUUGAUCAAAAGGACAUACCUUUAAUAGGUUGCUUUAAGAAUCUUUGGAGCAAGUUUGUAAACACUGAUCUUAUUGUUCGAUUCAGACAUAAAAAAGGGGAUAAAGAUGAAGACGGACUUCCAAUAAAUCCUGAAUGGGAGAGAUGGAUGAAUGAAUUGAAGAAUGAAUGGUCACGCUAUAAUGCGUACUUACACAAGGAAAGAAUUAAAUGGUUUAAGCAAAAAGAUGUGGAAUUUAAUCAAUUUAUAGAAAAUUUUCAAUUUAAAUGGAUGCAUUAUAACAAAGAAUUGUUGGAAGACCAUUCUUUUGAUAUUUAUAAAAAAUCAUUAAAAUGGAAAGAAUCAAAAUGGGUUAAAUGGAUUGAAAAAGAUGGAGAAUCUAUUAUGAUGCUGGAUUUGGAUAAAUGGAUAGACAGAACAAGAACCGAAUAUAAUUUAUGGUUACUGAAGGAUUGGGAACAAUGGAAAGAUAACAAAAUCAUGGAUUGGUUAUUGAGUGAACGAAAAUGUGAUCAAUAUCAAUAUUGGCUAAAAUGGGAAUAUUCAAAUAAAAAACCAUCAUUUAGAAAAGAAAAACUAGAUUGGUACAAAUGGAAGAUGAUUAGACGUAGUGAAGCUAGUGAUUGGCAGAAAUGGGUUCAUAUUAAAGAUAAGGCAUUAAUAGAAGUUAAGAAUGAAAUAUGGCACAAAUGGAAAGAAGAUAAAAAAACAAUAUUUUUUUCUAUGCUUGACCACUUUAUUAACAACUGGAUAGCAAAAAAACAAUGGAAUGUUUGGAUAAAAGACCUUAAAAGGACAUCAACAUAA